AAAAUAGAGAACGCCGGAGGACGGAAAGCUCUAGUUAAACCACUUCCACAUUUUCAUUAACUUGGCGAAGCAAAGUAACACUCUGAGACGCACAAAGCUCAGCGGAUAUAAAAUCCAGCCCAAGAAGCUGUGAGAGAGACUCUCAUCUCAGAGACACGUUGAUGCACUUCAACAGCUCAUUUCUUUCCAGGGAAGUCUAGCAGAGGAAACGUAACGUUUGACUGCUGCAGAUCCAAAACAAAGAACACGCUGUCUUGAAAGAAAAGUUCAAAGGGAAAAAACAUGGCUUCCAAGUCUCCUGCUCUGCUCCUGCUCUGCUCUGCUCUGCUCCUGGCUGUCAUGUGUGCAGCAUCAGUGUCAGCUGAGACACCAUAUGAUAAAUUCUUAAGGCAACAUUACUAUAAUGGAGGUAUGAGUGUCCAGAUGUGUGAUUCAGUGAUGACAAGGAGAUCUUUGGUCAAUCCCUGCAAACAGACAAACAGUUUUAUUAUUAAUGCCAUAAAAAAUGAUAUAAUUGCAGUCUGUAAGGAAGCGGGAAAGCCGUAUAUAACCAGAGAUGGCAGAAAUUUGCGCAUAAGCUCAAAACCAUUUACUGUGGUAACAUGUAACCGGAAAGGGGGUUCUAAUAAACCCCCUUGCAAUUACAGGGGAAACAGGAGCACCAGAAAUAUUGUCAUUGACUGUGUUAAUGAUCUCCCUGUGCACUAUGAAGAGGGUAUAAUUGCAGCAUAGCAACAUAGCUCCCCUCGCUUCUGCUUCUAGCUAAUCAGUAAUACCAUCUCACUUCCGAAAACACCCAACAAGCUGUGAAACAAACUAAAUACACAACAGGAACUACAAGCAAGUGUUAAAGUCACAAAGUCUGAACAUACUGGCAAUAUCUUGAAUACACUGGUGAAUAUACAGAGUUCCAAUUUCCUUUAUGUUGAGAAAAUGUAUGAGCCCAUGAAUAGUAGUUGAUCAGUUAUGGGGGGGUGGGGGGGGUGGGGGUCCUUUUUGAUUACCACCUUUUAUCUCAUAUUUUAUUUAAUAGUGAAUAAAUUAAUCAUAUUAAGUCAACUUACGAACCUGGCAAGUAAAUAAAGGUAUUUCAAGUUAUUUAAUGCUAAAGAAAAGUUAGUUUUUUUCUUUUUUUCUGCUUUAACUGUUUUUGUCUCAUUUACUGUCAAGGUGUAUUCCUGUAAUCAUGCUCCCCAUUUGCUGUACCGUACUGUGUAAUUAAUUCACUGCCUUGUCUGAUUUUAUUUCACUGAUUUUUUCUUAUUUCAAUUGGUUUGUGAUGUUGUUGUUCACUAGAUAACUUGUUGUUCAUUAUUGGACUAUCUGACCUGUCUACAGUUACCUAUUCAUAUACAAAAUGCCAUUAUCAUCAUUUGUUUUAUAAAUUGUAAGUCACCUUAGAUAAAGGCGUCAGCCAAAUUCCUAAAUGAUCUGUAUUUCUUUGUAUGGAAAAUGCAGUAAUUCAACAAAGAUGAUGAAUUGAUGGAUGCAUACAAUUGCACUGUUCAGUUAUUCUAAGUGAUGCCAGCUGUUCUGUUUCUGUUAAAUAAUGCCUCCUGAUUGGGCGGAGGAGCUGUUGUGUGGAGGAAGUGGGUGUGGUUGUAAGCAAUGCCAAAGUGUCUCUAAUGUGAUGCGCGUCACAAGAGAAUCUGCCAUGUAAUACAAAAAUUGUGUAUGGGAUUAAAUGAAUAAUCACAAUAUGCAAUGUGCUUGUCUUUGUCAAUCCUCUACUGAAAUAAAGCAUUCAAAUGCC
This is a messenger RNA of Polyodon spathula (Mississippi paddlefish), 1753 nucleotides long. RefSeq names its product angiogenin-like. The record is from RefSeq and is a predicted model, not a curated record. The coding region runs from base 283 to 732 and encodes 149 amino acids. NCBI's taxonomy places the organism in Eukaryota, Metazoa, Chordata, Actinopteri, Acipenseriformes, Polyodontidae. The transcript has 3 exons. Gene Ontology annotation, molecular function: nucleic acid binding.